CGUGUCUUCACUGCUCCAGUAGGUAUUUUUCGUUUACUCACUUAGUCCAUACUACACUGCUUUUAUCAGCCACACAGUUUAGGGUCCUAAGACAAGCUGAGAGUCCAGCUGCGCGCACAGUUCCUUACCCUUGCAAGACCAACAAACCUUCUCCAUCUACCACAGAAACAACAUUUACUAGUUUAAUGUUUCUUACACUUCGGAGGUGGUUCUCUAGAAGUUGGGGUGGAGUGGGCAUGAAUCCUGCUCGCAACCGGCGCUAGGAGGAACACCUGGUUCCUGCCUACAGCUUAACAUAUCGGGACGUAUCGCUUUGGGUAGACCUGUGCGCACGUUGGUAACUGGGCGUGGAGCUUGGACCUCAACGUCGCGUGUACUACACGAAAGAAAGCGGAGGCUAAGCUAGCAGCAAGCAUUUGAGGACUUACGGAUCACCGCAAAGCUUAGUCUGCGGGCUUCUGACUGCGUUAGUGAGGUGCCGCUCUAGCCAUGUGCUUUCAGAUAGGUGGCUAUCGAACUGGAGACCCACCAAUUUAGGUUAUGCCAGUUCAUUUCGCUACUGGGCCUUCUCCAUCUGGAGAUGGGGAGGCUCAGGGUUCAGUCUGGGGCAACUUGAGAAGCAUUCUUGGGCAGCCUUCGUUCGCAGAACAGCCGACCCUAAAUCCGCAGCAACAGGAUAGCGGUCAACCUCGACCUGUAACACCGAAAAAGCCGAUCAGCUUCUUAAGUGCCAAGCCGAAGGGAGAUGAGAUUUUACGACUUGGGCCUGCACCAGAGGACGCAGCGCAAGCUCCCGCAGCUACGGACUGGAAGACGUUUGUUGCAGGGUGGCUAGCGGAUGAGGGGGAGGUGCCUGCAGCUGUUGACGGCCCCAGCGGGCGCGUUACGCUUGGUGUGAACAGCGCUUUGGCGGAGCUUGCCGGGGGAGCUCCUGCUCAAGCCCCUUUGCAAGCGCAUGAGGGGAGCGCUCCCGCACCCGAAGCACCCAAGCCAGCGGCGCGGCCAAGGACGGCUAUUCGCGGCUUGUCAGCGGCCCCCAAACCACGCGCCAAGUCUGCAUGGAGGCGCCCUGGUGCAGCGCCUGCUGCGAAGCCGGUGUCAGCGAAGCCGGGCAAGGCGGACGCGGCUCCUGCCACUCCAGGGGAAGAAGGGGAUGACGGGACCCUCGAAACGGGUGUCGUCAAAAAGAAGGCGGCUAAGAAGAAGAAGGAGCGAGACCGCAAGAACCCCUUCAUCAUGCCCAAUCUUAACACCUUUUCCUUUGAAAACCUGGUGCACAACAUUGUGUGGCGGGUUGGGCGGAACUUUGGAUUCCAGGCGUUCAACAUCAACCCGCGAACCAAGAACCGGGGGCCCAAGGCGGAAUGGACGCCCGCUACCAUCUUUGUAGCCAGCGACCACCUGGUCCAGGUGCUGAUUAAGAACUACUUCAUGCGACGUGACAAGGGCGACGACGAGCGGCAGGAGGAGCGGUUCGCGAAGGCGGUGUUUGAGCUGCACACCAUGAUCUUCUACGCCUACGAGGAGUACUGGACGCACAUGCACGGCCUGUCCAUCCGGCCCAUGGCCAUGCAGGAAAUCCUCAACAACACCGGCUUCUGCGACGAAGCCGUUGUGUGCGGCAUGCUGACGGAGCUGGCCCUCUUCUACCUAAUCUACACGGAGGCCUCGUCCAUGCGCCACACGCCGGAGCUCAUGUGGUUCAUCUACUGGUGUUUGAACCACAGCUACGUGAUGCACGACCUGUGGCACCGCCCGCCGCCCGAGAACUACCCCAGCAUCCGGGAGGUGCGCAUCGGGCUGCGCAACAAGUUCCAGGAGCUGAUCAAGGACACGCAGUACGCGCUGGGCAUCUUCCCGGACCGCUACCGGCCGGAGGACUGUGGCCGGCUGGGCCCCAUCAUGUCGCGGCUGAAGACCACGGACGUGCCCGAGGACCAGCGGAUCCUGGUGGCGGACCUGAUUGCCUUUGGCGAUGGCAACUUCUACUACGAGCGCAUUGUGACGCCCCUCUUCUACGUCAUCAGCUACGAGGUGGACCACCUGUCGAACAUGGGCGUGGACGUGGCGCACCGCCUUGGGUACGACGACAUCAACGAGAGCAUGGCGCACACGGGCAUCGUGCGGCUGUGCCUGCGCGACCUGCGCGUCCGGACGGAGCAGAUUGUGAAGGGCGAGGUCAACGACGCGUACACCAACAUGACGCAGCUGGGCUUUGCGCGCGGCCGCGCGGAGGUGAAUUACGACCCGCAGCUCGCAGCGGACUGGUGGCGCAACAACGUGUUCGUCAAGACGUACCGCGAGCGCCGUACCUGGCUGGCCUGCUUCCGCGCCUUCUUCCGCGUGUACACCACGCACUUCGUGCUGUACCACGCCAUGCAGGCGCAGGCGUUCGUCGGGUGGGAUUGGCGCUACAUCAGCAGCUGCGUGAUCACGCACGCCUUCUGCCACGCCCUCGAGCGCUUCGCCAACUGGUACAUGACGCGUAACCCGCCGGAGCCGCACCAGACAAACAUGGCGAAGACCUUCGACAGGAAGGGCCGCUUCAAGAUCACCCGGCGCGCCAACAUCCAGGACGUGUCUGCGGCGUGUGCAGCGGGCUUUGGCGAGACCAAGGCGAUCGGCAACGCGAAGACGCGCAUGCAGCCCGUGCGUGUCAUUGAGCUGGAGGGAGCCCCCUACCUGGGCAUCCUGGGCUUUGUGGAGUGGAUCAUCGUGGCCUUCUUCGUCUGUGGCUGGUACAUCCUGCAGUGGUACGACGGUCCCUUCCGGAAGUUCUGCUAUGACUACUGGCCGCUGUUCAGUGGCGCGUACUCGGGUGCCUUCUUCCUGCACUUCCUGCUCACCACGCGCGACGGCUACGUGAUUUCGCUCACGCACUCCCUCAACUUGGGCCCCAUCUUCAAGGCCAGCUCGUCGCGGCCGGACCCGGUCAACUGGCUGUGCGGCACCCUGAGCAUGAAGUACAAGCUCUUCUUCCUGGACGCGGCCUUCUGGAUCACGGCCUUUGCCAUGAAGAUUCCUUUCGACUACUACCUCAUCUGCGCGCCGUCGGUCAAGCCGCUGAAGCAAACGUUCAAGGUGAACUGGCUCGAGUGCGCCAAGAAAGACCCCUAUUACUUCCACGCCCUGCCCUGUAUCGGCGGUGACUGGGUGCUCGCAGUUGUGCGUGUAGCCCCUUUCGUCAUUAUCAUCCUGCUGGAUACCUCCCUCUUCUACUCGGUGGCCACUGCAAUCUUUGGCCUCAUUCGCGGUCUCUUCAAGCUGGACCUGGGCGUGCUGACGUCAUGGGAGGAGGUGGUGAAGGAGUUCUACAAGGCGCCGUACCGCUGGUGGUUCAAAUGCAUGUCGGAGCCGGGCAACCGCAACCAGCUGUCGCUGCUCAAGAUGAUGCUCUUUGACAAUGCCGCCGACCCUGAGACGGGUGCUAUCGUGACGGAUGGCAAGAUGUUCAAGAAGGCGGUGCUGACACCAGAGCAGAUCAUGGGCACUAAGAGGCGCACUGUUGACGUGGCGACUCUCCUGGACGACGAGGAUGACGAGACGCCGGUUGGCCAACCCUACCACGGCCCACGGGUCAGUGGCAAUGGAGCCGGCAAGGGCGCCGAGCAGGGCAAGCCGGUCAGCACUGGGUGGAAGGCGGCGCUUCAGAACUUUGGUCUGCGCGGCGACCAGGCGCAGCAGAAGGUUGCUCCAAACAAGGGCGGCCCCAUCUUGCCCACGUCAAACAACGUCAAGGCCAUGCAGAAGCAGCUCAACCAGCUGCAGCGCGUGGCGCCCAAGCUGCCCAUGACCACCAUCACGGAGCGCAUGCUGGCUGCCACAGAGCGCCCCAAGGAGGCCGGAGACGACGGCAAGCCGAAGCUGGCGUCCGUAGCGGAGAAGCUGCUUGGUAACAAGCACGCCGCCGCCGCUGCAGCGGCGCUUAAGGACAAGGCGCCCGACGAGAAGCGCAGGGAGAUCCUUGCUCGGCUGAGGAACUCGCAAAAGCGGCGCAACGGCGGUGGCGCGGACGAAGGGCCAGCUGCUGCUGGACUGCCGCAAGUCGACAACCACGCCGAGGGCGACGGCGCGGGUGCGGCACUGCUAGUCAACGCGGCUCCGACCCCGGCACAAAACCGGUGGAACCGCGCUAUGGGAGCCGUCAAGGCACGCCUCACCUCAGACGGAGAGCAGAAGAAUCCUGACGCCCGCCGUAACACGCUGACGGGGGAUGACCAGCCAGCAGCGGAGGUGCAGCCGGCCAAGCCCGAUGAAGAGGAGGCGCUGCGGCCUUUCAGCGCCGGCACGAACGCGGACAGCCGUAAGGCGCUGCGGCCCAAGCACGGUGACCCCGGCGCUGGUGAAAUCGAAAGCGUCAAGGCCGGCGCGUCACUACCCAUGCCGGUUGAGGAGAUGGAUGGGGAUGGCGACAAGCCAGCCUCUGACGGCAGUGCGGCCACCGCGUCUACCCUGCAGCGUGCGGGUUUGCUGUCAUCGCGUGCUGCCACGCCGACACUGAACGCGGCAGGUGCCCUGGGUCCCGGCUCUUUCACCGCAGCGGGCGCGAAGGGCGGCGACCAAUUCCGCUCAGACUGGGAGGCGCGUAAGGCGCGAAUGGCGGCUGACCCCAUGCUCAUGCCACAGCCAGCUCUGGAGCUUGCAGAUGGCUUAAACCCCCGUGCCGGUUCGGACACGAGCGGUGCUGGGGUCCCGCAGCCUGCUUGGCCGAGCGUGUUGUCUGCCGGGUCUGCAGCACAGCGCCAGGCCAAUGCCCGCAUGAGCGCUAAUGGCGGGCUAGGGCAGGCAGAGUCGUCGCUGCCCGGCGCAUUGGGAGAGCCGGACACGCCACAGCGGCACACAUGGACGGGUGCUCCGCUCGAGGGUGCAGCCAAUGCUGGCGCCUUUGGCUCCACCCCACCGAGGAUGUCACGGUUCGGCUCCCCUCCAGCCAAUGAGGGCGCCAACAAGGCCGGCAUGGAUGACUUGGGCUUGGACUACUUAGGCCCCGAAGCCCGGGCCAUCCUGGCCGGAAACCAGGAUGACGAUGCGGACGACCUGGCUGGGGGUUAUAAGGGCUACAACCGCAUGUUUGGCGAUGCGGCCGCGGGGGGUGCGGCGGACACGCUGGGCCGUAACGUUGGAAGCAAUACCUCCGGCGCUGCCGCCGGUGCUCAGCCAAGGGGUGGCGAAGGCGCUGGGGUCAUGCGCAUGGAGUCUCUGACGCCGGCGGAUGUCAACAACGAGAUUGAACGCCUUCUCAGCGAGACGCACCCACCUGCAGGCGCCCGCAUCUCCUCCACUCACUCCCAGCCCCCGAAGCCAGGCAGCGGCGGCUCGCGGCCUGGCCGCGGCACUGCGGGCCCUGUAGCGGAGGGCGUCGUGGAGCGCAUCAGCGGUGGCCUGGAGGCGGCAGCGGGGAACUGGGCGGCGCUGGCGCAGACUACCGUUGGGCCGGCGAGCGCUGGUGCAGGCUCUGGGCUGUGGGCGUGGCGGCGGGAGGACAGCGCGGACGAGGCUGCAAGCUGGUGGACGCGUCGUCUGGAGAAGCUGGAGUCCGGCAGGGCGGUCGCUGACUCGUCGUUGACAGCCUUCCGGGCUGACGGCGACCCGUUGUCUGUGGUGUACGAGUGGCGCAUCGAGGGUGUUAACAACGCUACGACCGUAGCCGCGGGUGAACGUAUCGGCGCUAUGGUUCUGAAGCCACGUGCUGGUGCCACCCUUGGUGCCGAGACCGCUAGCGGCGAUGUUGCCGACGCCGCGCAACUGGCCAGCGUGGCGGCGGCACGCCGUGCUGGUCCGGUAGCAGAAGCCACGGGGGACGAGGCCGCAGCCGCCCAAAUGGAUCCCUCGGACCCCUCGGUUGUGCGGCGUGCUCAUGCGGCGGGAAUUGACCCAGCGCUGCUGCGCGGUCUGUCCAACAAGAGGGGAGGAGAGGGCGCCCCGGAUGGUGCGACGACCACCGUGGUGCGCUCCGUCAGCGGCACCUCCCUGCACAGCAACUACUUCAGGGACGCCAAACACGACACGGAUGACGAGGCGGGAGGAUCGCCUCCUAGCACGUCCAGGCAAGUCACUGUGGCUGUGGGCGGCAACUUUGCUGCCCGCAGGGCGCAGGCGGCUGCCGCAGCAGCUGCGGCCGCUGAAGGCGACAGCCAGGAGGACAUGGCAGCCAAGAAGCACCACCGACGAUCUGUGGCGUUUAAUCGUGAGGAAACGUUCCACCGUGAGGAUACAAUGGAACUGGUCGAACAGGUGAUUAAUGCUAACGGCGACGUCCCUGCUGGCGGAGACCUCAAUGCUGGCGGAGCCUUCCCUGCUGUCAAUAUCAAUAUUCCAGCCCUAGCAGCGCCGGUCGUGCAGGCCGCGGACGACGCCGGCAUCAUGUCGCGCUGGCUGGCGGGGCUGACUGGCUGGAACAUGGGCUCUAACAAGGUGGCAGCAGCCAACGUUAAGGACGAGGAGGCCGGUGAUGCCGAAGGGGUGGAGGAUUUCAUAGCGAGGCAGCUGUACGGCGGCAACGCUGCUCAGGGCGGGAAUGCCGCGGGGGCGCAGCCUGACAACCAGGCUGCAGCGAACCGUGGCCGUAGUGCUCGGCCAAAGAGCUCUCUGCUCGCUGGCAUUUCAUCGCUACGCAAUGGAGUGGCGUCGCUACGCGGCGAUAAGGGCGCCAACGUCGACGGCGCCGCGGCCGAGCCGACGGCGCGGCCUCUCACGGCAGCGCAGGGGCGGCCCAUUACCGCGUUGCCCCGCAGUGUGCAAACGCGCACGCAGGCAACAUACUCUAUGGCAGCUCCCUCCAACGGUGCACCUCGUCCCAAGACGGCGUUGCGCCCUACCACAGCGCUGCGGCCCACCACAGGGCGGCCCAUGACUGCGCUGUUGGGUCACGACCCCGCCAAGGAGGCGAAGCGCAGGGAGAAGAAGGAGCGCGAGGAGGCUAUUGAGCGCGCAGCAGGUGCGCUCGGCCGCGCCAACUCGUUCAUCAUCCUGGAUGGUGCCGACCCUGAGGAGGACGAGGACGUGGACGAGGUGCACGCACAGAUGAUGAUGUGGAACGCCUUUGCGUUUGCUUGGGACGAGAUCAUUGACGACUUGCGCGCUACGGACUUGGUGAGCGACAAGGAGGUCUCCUUCCUCAAGUUCGUGCGUCUGGACAUGGGCAGUCGCGGCCACGGCCUGCGCCCCAUCCUGCUUCCCACGUUCUUCUACGCCGGCCAAGUGCGCAAGGUGGUGGACACCGGCCAGGUCUCUACCGCGCAGGUCAUGGUUCUGAACGAGCUGCGGGUGCUGGUGGUGUGGCUGGGCUGUCAGGUGGGGCUGCUGUCGGGCAAGCACGCGCACGUCAUCACGUUGGCGCCCUUCCACCGCGGCAACAUCAACGUCAAGCACGCGCUGCUGCGCAAGAAGAUGCUCACCCACGGGCUCAAGUUGGUGGACCAGCUGGAGCAGAUCGCCGAGCGCAAGGAGAUUCCAUUCGACAUGAAGGACAUUGCGGAUAACCUGUAUCAGCUUUGGGUGGCCCUGGAGGGCGAGUGCUUCGCUAUCCACAAGGCCGCGGAGGCGAAUCGUGCGACACCAGAGGAUGUUGAGCUGGCCUCCAUGCUGUUCGAGGUGGUGACGGACAUGAAGCAUGUCAUCUCCUCCGACCCGGAGGGCCUCAAGGGCAUCAUGAAGGUCGCGCUGCUCAACAACGCCACUGCCGACUACAAGGAGCUCCUGCGCGUCAUCCGCGUCAUCAAGCGCAUGCUGGUCACCACGGAGGCCGAGGCCACGCCGCAGUCGGAGGAGGCGCAGCGCAUCCUGAGCUUCUUCAUCAACAGCUUGGGCCACCCCUCGCUGGACAAGCCGCCCUCCAUCGACAAGAUGCUCAGCUGGUCCAUCAUCACGCCGCUGUACGAGGAGGAUGUGCUGUACGUGCUGGAUCACAAGCAGCUGUCCAAGGACCUGAACUGCAAGCUGAAGAAGGUGCUGGACCUGCUGUCCGAGUCGGACGACUCCAUCAGCCUCAUGAACUACUUGAAGGCCAUGUUCCCCUCCGAGUGGUCCAAUUUCAAGGAGCGCGUCAAGACGCUCAGCCCCGAUAUCAAGGACCUCACGGAGCACGACUUUGCGCCCGGUGGCGAGCUGUACGAGCACCGGCUGGAGCUGCAGCUGUGGGCCUCCCUGCGUGGCCAGCUGCUGGCGCGCACGGUGCACGGCAUGAUGCUCAACGAGUCGGCGCUGCGGGUGCUGGCCAGGCUGGAGCACCCCAUGCCGCCCAACAUGCCCGAGCUGGACUACACGCGCUACAUUGAGCAGCUCGUCACUCCCAAGUUCGAGUACGUGGUGACGUCGCAGACGUACGGCAGAAACCGCACGUCUAAGGACCUGCGUCUGCGCUGGCUGGCGUCGUCGCUGGACAUCCUCAUGAAGAAGUACCCGCGGCUCAAGGUCGCGUUCAUCGACUCUGCGGAGACGGACAAGGGGCCCACGCAGUUCUCCGUGAUGGCUCGCGCGCUGGACCCCAGCGACCCCCAGCAGCCCGCCUGGCACGCAUCCAUGGGCAUCAAGGAGGAUGAGAAUGGGAUUGUGGAGUACUACCGCGUGCGCCUGCCGCAAAACAAGUACAGCGGACGUGGAGUGGUGGUCGGUGAGGGCAAGCCUGAGAACCAGAACCACGCCGUCAUCUUCGCCUUUGGGGAAGGUCUGCAGGCCAUCGACAUGAACCAGGACCACGUGUUCGCCGAGUGCCUGAAGAACCGCAACCUGCUGACGGAGCUGCUGCCCUCCACCAAGGGCAGCUUCCACCUGUUUGCGGACGACGACGAGGAGGUCCAGAUCACCCGCAGCACCAUUGCGUCUGAGCUGCUCUUCGUGAUGCGCGCGCGCCAGGUCAACUGCACAUUCACGGCCCUUGUGGGCUUCCGUGAGUGGAUUUUCAGCGAGAAGGCGGGUGCGCUGGGUCGCUUCGCCGCCGCCACCGAGUACGCGUUCGGCACCAUCACGCAGCGCACGCUGACGCACCCCGGGCGCAUCCGCCUGCAUUACGGGCACCCCGAUAUCUUCAACAAGAUGUGGGCGCUCACCCGGGGCGGCAUGAGCAAGGCCACUCGCCAGCUGCACAUCGCCGAGGAUGCGUUCAGUGGCUGCAAUCACACGCUGCGUGGCGGCCGCAUUCGCUACAAGGAGUACAUCAGCUGCGGAAAGGGUCGUGAUAUGGGUUUCGACUCCAUCAACGGCUUCAACUUCAAGAUUGCUGGUGGUGGCGGCGAGUGGGCUAUCAGCCGCGAGUCGGCUCGCAUGGGUACCCGCUUGGACUUCUUCCGCCUGCUCAUGUUCUACCACUCCGCCAUCGGCUUUUACCUCAACUCCUACCUCACGUCGCAGUCUGCCUUCUGGAACAUCUAUGCGCUGCUGGUGUUCAACAUGGCCAAGUCCGAGCACAGCAGCGACCUGCUGGAGAGCAUCUACAACGUGCAGCAGGUCCUGCAGCUGGGUACGCUGGCCAUGAUUCCGUACAUCGGCCAGCUGAUCCUGGAGACUGGCGUGGUGAAGACGUUCAUCCUGAUUUUCCAGCAGAUCUCCACCGGCUCGCUGCUCUUCUACAUGUUCCAGCAGCAAACUGUGGCGACGGGCUUCUUCAACGACAUGAUGUACGGCAACGCCAAGUACGUCGGUACGGGUCGUGGCUUCAACCUCACCUCGCUGGGCUUCGUCAAGAUCUACAACCUGUACGGCCGCUCCCACUUGUACUACGCCUUCGAGUUGCUCUUUAUGCUGACCUCCAUCUACUUCUUAAAGGGCUGCAAGGUGUGCGACUACGGUUCGCUCACGUGGUCGGGCUGGCUGCUGGCGUUUUCCCUCAUCUUCUCGCCGCUGUGGUUCAACCCGUUCUCCUUCGACAUCGCCAAGGUGCAGGCCAACUACCUGGCCUGGCAGCGGUGGAUGCACGGUGACGUGGACCCGAACACCGGCAACAACUGGUACACCUUCAACAGCGGCAACCUGGAGAACCUCCGCAACGACAAGGGCAACAACACCGACCAAACGAUCAACGUCGUCAACACCUUCGUCUCGUGCCUGCCGUACGUCCUGCUGGCGGUGUGCGCCGGCUCGCGGCUGGACAUCAUCAUGCCGGCUGCCGUACGCGCCAGCCCGAUCUUCAAGAGCCAGGUCACGGUAUUCCUCAUGGCAACCCUGUCCAUCUGGGUCUUCGUGUACGUGACCAUCCAGAUCAAGAUCUACUUCACGGAGCUGGCCGACCACAAGCCCUACCGCAUCUACCGCUACAUCAUGACGCUGUUGAUGGUGGUGUUCCUGAUCGUGUGGCUGGCGGUGGUGUCGCGCUGGUACGACGGCAACGGCUUCACCACGCUGGUGGUCAUCCUGUACGCCAACUUCCAGCUGCUCAUCGCGUUCCACAAGUUCGUGACGGUGGCCUACAGCCAGAACAACACGAUGCGCGCCUUUGUGGACUCGUUCCACUACACCCUGGACCAGAUCAUCGGCUACAUCCUCUUCACCUGCAUCGGCUUCAUGUCCUUUAUCGGAGUCGUGGGAGCGCUGCAGAUGAAGGUGCUCUUCAACGAUGCCUUCGCGCAGGUCGCCGCGCACGCGCGGAUUGCGCGCGCAAUGAAGGACAACAAGGUUGGCUUUGACAUCCGCAGCGGUGCCAAGCCGAAGGCUGCCGGCGAUGCUGCCAAGAAGGCCGAUGCAGCUGCUAAGGCGGAUGCCCCCAAGGGCGACGGGGCUAAGGGAGAUGCCGCCAAGGGCGACGCUGAUGCCGCCAAGCCUGGGGCACCGGUGCCAUCGGAUAACAAGAAGGCAUGAGGAAUGGCUGCUGGCAACGAGAACGGCGGUUGCAGAAGGCCGUAAACACCCUUGCUUCACGCAGGCAGCUGGCCGCUGUCACCCAGCGGCGGACGCAGUACACCCUGCAUGAUGCAGAAGUCAGUGGGACCCGUGUUGCGACGUUUCGCAGCAAAGCUGUCGUGCUAGGCAGGGCCCUGUUAUUUAUAGUGAUUAGCAUGCUUACUAGUGAUCGCAAGAUUUUGGUGGGUUGUAUGUGAGGUAUGGGGCCUCAUGCACUGGCGUGAUCUCACAUGCUUUAUAAGUGCGUGUGAUCUGGAUACCACCGAACAUUCCGUAAGUGACCCCUCUUUAACCUUUGUAAGGGGUGGUAGUGUAGUUAUGCAGCGGGAUGCGAAAUUGGCUUAUGCGUGGUUUAUGUUGGUCAGGAGGAAGGGAACGUGCUAUUGGUCGGGAACAAUUGUUGGGGAGCACCCCGUAACGCUAUUGCGACUCUCUGUAGGAUUGAGAGCAGACGCGAUCGUUGGUGUUAGCACUGCGGACUAGAUGGGCAUGGUACAUAGUUUGCUUGUAAUCACGGUGUUCCGCAAUUGCAAUAGCAUACCGUGCGGUGUGAGGGGUGUAUGUG
Messenger RNA from Astrephomene gubernaculifera, 11398 nucleotides. Lineage: Eukaryota; Viridiplantae; Chlorophyta; Chlorophyceae; Chlamydomonadales; Astrephomenaceae. The record is from the annotation of a GenBank genome assembly.